Molecule: messenger RNA, 1608 nt
Organism: Nematolebias whitei (Rio pearlfish)
Lineage: Eukaryota; Metazoa; Chordata; Actinopteri; Cyprinodontiformes; Rivulidae
Product: phospholipid transfer protein
Exons: 15
Coding region: 78-1559 (493 amino acids)
Biological process (GO): ceramide transport; phospholipid transport; high-density lipoprotein particle remodeling
Molecular function (GO): phosphatidylcholine binding; diacylglycerol binding; phosphatidic acid transfer activity
Source: RefSeq, a predicted model, not a curated record
ACAGAACAGAGACAGAGGAGCAGAAACAACCAACCAGAACCAACAGAACCCCACGGGUCGGCUUCCUGUGGUUCAGAAUGACUUCCUGUGUGCUGUCCGUGCUCCUACUCGUCACGGGGGUGUCCAUCAUGGCUGCUGCUGAGCCUGCUGCUUGUAAAGUCCGGAUCACUGACAAAGGACUGGAGAUGUUGAAAUCUGAGACUCAGAAGUUUGUUGAAGAGGAGCUCACUAACAUCAGUGUGCCAGAGAUGAAGGGCACAGAAGGACGCUUCCAGUACACCAUCUCUGAUGUGAAGAUAAAAGAGCUGAAUUUAAGUCACUCGGACCUGCAGUUCAUCCCUGAUGUUGGCUUGUUGUUCGACGUUCAGAACUCAUCCAUCUCCCUGAGCUUCUACCGACAGAUCCUCUACUGGUUCUUCUAUGACACAGGACACAUCAAUGCAUCAGCUGAAGGAGUAAACAUCAACACGGCUGUACACCUGAUCCGAGAUGUUGAAGGACGACUGAAAAUUAACAACAUCACCUGUGAGGCCAAAAUUAAAAAAAUGAGGGCAGAGUUCAGUGGAACACUUAGGAGAGUUUAUGACUUUUUGGGUAAAUUUCUGACAACAGGCCUGCGCUUCUUUCUCAACAAGCAGAUCUGCCCAGCUCUAAAUCACGCUGCUCUGGUUCACGUUAACGCCAUGUUGGAAACCAUUCCUGUGAGGACAGAGGUGGAUUCAUAUAUUGGGAUUGAUUAUUCCCUGAUUGACGAUCCAGUGGUGACGUCCCAGAGCCUUGACAUGCACUUUAGGGGGAUGUUUUUUGACCUGUCUAAUCAGAACCUCACACUGGUAAACUAUGCAGUGGAGCCAGUGAUCAGGGAGUUUGACAGGAUGGUGUAUCUGGCUCUGUCUGAGUUUUUCUUUGACAGCGGCUUGUUCUCGUAUUAUACUGCUGGAAUUUUCCAAAUGCACAUCGUAAAUGAAAAGAUGCCCAAAGACCUGGAAAUGUUGCUGAGAACCACCUACUUUGGAACCAUAAUGAUGAUGAAUCCAGCUUUGGUGGACGCUCCGCUCUCUCUGCAGCUCGCUGUCAACUCACCUCCUAAAACCUCCAUCAAAACAUCUGGAGCAACCGUUGUCAUGACAGCCAUUGUGAAGGUGAUGGUCCUUCCUCCAGGGCAGCCUCCAGUGCAGCUCAGCAGCAUGACCAUGGAAACAAAAUUUAACGCCAAAUUUUCCAUGAGAGGAAAACGCCUGGCGGUCCACGCUGAUCUCCGCAGAUUUAAGAUCUUCUCCAACCAGUCAGCUCUCGAGUCUUUGGCACUGAUUCCUCUGCAGGCUCCUCUGAAAACCAUGCUGCAGAUGUCCGUGGUUCCUCUGAUCAACAAUUGGACCAAGAGGGGCGUCCGGAUCCCUCUGGCUGAUGGGAUGGACUUCAUAGAGGAGGUGGUGGAGUAUCACAACGGUUUCAUUGUGAUUGGAGCAAAUCUUCACUUCAGCAAAGGCCUGAGGGAGAUGGUGGUGGGGAGUCCGAGCACCGAGACACAGACCAGCAACACUACCCUCACUGUCUGAGCGCUCAUCAAUCAGCCAUAACAUUAUGACCGGUCACGACCCAAUAUUC